AGGAAUCUAGUAUAUAUUUGGGAUGCUUUCAAUCCCAGUCCCCACCACCAUCAACACACACUUAAUCCAAGCACCUGAGAAGACCAAUAAGUGAAUAUGAAUUCCACUGCUCCAAACUCAGGCAUGGAUCGGAUGGAAGGGUUUGCGAAAGCAUUUGGUGCGGUUUCAGAUGUUGCUUCUACUGCCUGGGCCUAUGCAAAGCAGCUUUCGAACUCACCAGUUCUUCAACCAAAACUCAACAUCUUAGGAGUCCAGACUUCCCAAACCACAGAUCUUCAAGGAUCUUCCUUGACGCCAUUAGAAGAUAGCCUCAACGGGAUGUUUACUGGCAUGAUCAGGAGUGGUGAAAUGAUUGUGGAAAUGUGGAUGAAAUAUGAUGGCAAAGAUGUUGAGGUCUUUCAACACUUCACCCUUAUUGCUUCAGAACUCAUUUCCAAGGCAUCUUUGGGAAGCAACUGCUUGGAAGCCAAGAACAUAUUUCCUGGCACUGGUGGGAUUGUGAAAAAGAAUGGUGACAUGGAUUCCGAGAAACUGUUAGUGGCCAAUCAAGAAAGCAAAAAUAGCAGCAAGAUUUCGAUUGAAGAGGUUGCGGAUGAGUGCAAGGCGUUCUGUUACGUGGGGCGUGUUGCGACAACAUCUCUCCUGGGAUGGGCAGUCCAUAAGCUAUCUAGAGACAAGAAUUUGCAGGAAAGAGCAAGGAAAGAAGUGAUUCAAAUGUUUGGCAGCGAAAACCCCAAUCCAGAUGGCAUUGCAAGACUGAAAAUUGUGGAUGAGAUUGUUGAAGAUUGUCAGAGGCAAUACCCUCUACUGCCCUUCAUCAAAAUCAAGGGAAUUGUGGAAGAAGAAUCUAAAGCCUUUAAGUCUUCCUGUUACGAUGCUGGAACACGUCUGGGGUUAAAUUUCGCCAAGAUUGAAGCCAAAGUUGUUCUUUCCAUAAUCCUAAGGCGCUUCGCCUUCACACUAUCCCCAACUUACAUCCACUCCCCGGUUCAUGGCUUCACAGUCACUCCAAAACAUGGAAUUCGAGUCAUUCUCCACAAGCUGGGAGAGGAAGGCAGUCAAAUUACUAGGAUUGUUAAAACCGUUGGUGUUAUAGCCGCUAUGGGCGUUGCAGCUUGGGGUGCUUACAAGGUGGUUGGUAGUUUUGGAGUAGGAGAAGAACCGGACCAAAGAAAGAAGAAGAUGAUGAAAAAUCCUGGAAGGCCUUGGGAGCUCAUUGAUGCGAAUCAGUUUAGAAACGAUCCAGUAGCUCGCAAAGCUAAAUUUGAUAGAACUCAUAAACUCAGGAAAGCUGGGAAAUUCGCAAAUGGUAUGCUUUGAAUCAAUCAAAGUAUUUAAUUUAUUUUGGGUUUCUAUACUUGUAAGGUGUUUAUUUUAAGCUUCUUGGACAUUGUUGUUAGAAUUAUGUAUUUUGGACUUUGUGGGUUUGUGAUCAUGUUUGUUUGUUGUAUUGGAGUUCAGAGUAUUGACAUGGUUAUGUAAUAUGUUUUUAUUAUUGUAGCAUU
This is a messenger RNA of Ipomoea nil (Japanese morning glory), 1505 nucleotides long. RefSeq names its product cytochrome P450 CYP749A22-like. The transcript is spliced from 4 exons. Bases 97 to 1320 code for a protein of 407 amino acids. The record is from RefSeq and is a predicted model, not a curated record. Gene Ontology annotation, molecular function: heme binding; monooxygenase activity; iron ion binding. NCBI's taxonomy places the organism in Eukaryota, Viridiplantae, Streptophyta, Magnoliopsida, Solanales, Convolvulaceae.